AUGGCACUGGCGCCGACUCCACUGGCCUCUCGCACCGCGAGAGGGAGGAGCGAGUGCGGCAGUACCAGCAGCUGCAGAGCGACGAAGCUGACCGGCGACGGCAGGAGCUCGCCCGCCAGGAGGAGCAGGACGUCCGGCAGCGGGAGCAGGCCGAGCAGGAGCGGCGCCGCCGCUACCGGGAGCUGGGUCUGCGCGAGACGGAGCGACGCUCACAGGUGGAGGACCGCCGCCGUCAGAUGGAGGAGACGGAGGCGGAGCGGCGCGCCGCCAUCGCCCGCCGCAACCAGGAGCGCGAGGCCAUGCUGGAGACGCGCCGCCAGCACCAGACCAGCCAAAUCAUGUUGGGCUUCGGCAGCGCCACGCCGCGCUGGGAGGUGACCGGCGACAUGGGCAAAAGGUACGAUGAGUUCUGGCGGCGGUCGGGCUCGCCGGUCACGUCCCAUCUCAUCCCCAGAUGGACGUCCGCCUCGCAGAUCGACGGCGCCGGCGAGCGGCACUCGCCGGACGAGGAGCCGUCGGCGCACGGGCCCUCCACGUGA
This is a messenger RNA of Pollicipes pollicipes, 539 nucleotides long. RefSeq lists its product as uncharacterized. The record is from RefSeq and is a predicted model, not a curated record. NCBI's taxonomy places the organism in Eukaryota, Metazoa, Arthropoda, Thecostraca, Pollicipedomorpha, Pollicipedidae.